This is a messenger RNA of Triticum dicoccoides, 1226 nucleotides long. Its product is annotated as glycine-rich RNA-binding protein 2, mitochondrial-like. The transcript has 5 exons. NCBI's taxonomy places the organism in Eukaryota, Viridiplantae, Streptophyta, Magnoliopsida, Poales, Poaceae. The coding region runs from base 187 to 864 and encodes 225 amino acids. Gene Ontology annotation, molecular function: RNA binding. The record is from RefSeq and is a predicted model, not a curated record.
CUAGGUCACAGACUCAGAGCGAAGGGACGACGAGACGCACCUGCCAGGUCUACACGCGCCGCCGCCUCCAGGACCCUCCGCCCCUCGCCGCCGCCUCCAGGAUCCUCCGCCCCUCGCCGCCGCCUCCAGGAUCCUCCGCCCCUCGCCGCCUCCGUCCUCCACUGCAGCAGGAAGCAGAUUGAAGCUAUGGCCUUGGUUAAUAAGCUUGGUAAUCUGCUCAAGAAGGCCACUAGCUCGAAUCCGACUCUCUAUCAGGCAAUAAGAUGCAUGUCAUCAUCGAAGCUCUUCGUUGGAGGGCUUUCCUUUAACACAGACGAGGGCAGUCUGAGAGAUGCCUUUUCCCAUUAUGGAGAAAUUAUUGAUGCUAAGAUUAUCGUAGAUCGCGACACUGGAAGGUCUAGAGGUUUUGGCUUUAUAACUUAUGCAGCAGAAGAACAGGCUUCAUCUGCCAUCAUGGCCUUGGACGGAAAGGAUCUACAUGGACGCAACCUACGGGUUAGUGCUGCCACUGAGAGGACCGCUGGCUUCCGUAAUGGUGCUGGUUAUGGAGGUGGUGGUGGCGGCUUUGGAGGAGGAUAUGGCGGUGGUGGCUAUGGAGGAGGUGGUUAUGGUGGCAACAGUGGUGGUGGCGGCGGCUUUGCUCCUGCUGGCGGCGACAACUUUGCUGCCGGCAACUUUGGUGGUGACCGUGGUUUCGGUGGAAACCCAGCUGGAAACCAUGGUGCUCCUGCAGGUUCCACCAGUGGUGAUGAGUUCUCCCUUGGCACCCCUGGUUCCAGCUUUGAAAGCGCCAAGAAUGACGAUGUCAUGGACGACCUCUUCAAGGAUGAUGAACCUGACAAGUACGCCAGCAAGAAUUUCUAGGGCUCCAGUCUGCAUCUCCUUCUGCAAGUCCCUAGUUAUGUACCUUGGAUAAGUGUGAGGUGAAUGAUCCUCCAGACCAGAGACUACUUUCCGGAUGACUGUCUAGUAGAGACCAAAUAACUUACUCGAGUACCUGCGUUGAGGUGACAAUGAGAAUGCACUUUCAGUUUGCCUGAUUUAGCAUGUUUUUCGUUCUCUUCACAAAUUAUCCUUCAGCAGUGAUGAUAUUUUGGGGAUCAUGUUUGGAACCGUUAGUUUUGUGGUUUCAUCAACUGACCUGAAGCUCAUUCUGAUAAUGGCCUGACAAGGGUUACCCAGAACAAUUUGAUUGGUGGCCACAAGGAUCAUAUUGUUUUCUGUCA